GAAUCGGCGUGGGAAAAUUCGGCAGAGUCAAGAGUCUGAAUCGCGCUAAAAGGGUUUUGAACGCAAAGGGUCUACCUUUGCUCUGCAAUUUAAGGAUGGCAAAGAUUGGAACAUUCUUUAACCCAGUGGUUACAAAGACUUGGAGCAAACAGCAGACCUGGAAACAGGCUAGGUCCUCCUUUAUCUGGUGUAUCGUCAACCUCUGUCUGGCCACAUUCAUGUACUUAGAACUGACAAUAUUUGGAAUAAGAAGUCAAUUUAACUUGAAGACACCCAUAUUUUGGUACAUAGAAUGUGUGAUUGCUCUGUUACUGCUGCUGAACACAGUUUUCCAUUUCUGUACAUAUCUACGACCCUUUGUUUCCUCAACAUCAGUGGAUCUGACUCCAGAACAAAAACAACUACUAGCUAUCAAAGACACAGAUCUAGGAUUUAAGGUGUCUCCUCAGAAGUCCCCGGGGUCUCUGUCCAGUGAGGGGAGCCUAGUGUUCUCCGUGUCCACCCCCACCGCUCAGUCCAGCUCGUCUAGUGGGAGGCUGACCCCCACAAACCUGGGGUCAGGGUCCCUUAACUACAGCAGCCAAUCCAUCACCUACUCACCAUACUCCUCCCAGGGCAGUUUUGACAGGGGAUCACACAGUGGAACAAUAGGAACACCUUUCUCACAAUUUUCUACGAGUCCUGGAAUGUCUGCAUACAGCCCAAACUUGUCUGGAUACAGCCCCAAUGUCUCAGGCUACAGUCCACAGAUAGUCGGAUACAAUCCAAAUCUGUCUGGAUAUAGUCCAAAUGUAUCCGGAUACAGUCCUAAUUUAUCUGGAUACAGCCCAAAUUUAUCAGGAUAUAGUCCCAACAUAUCCAGUUACAGUCCGAAUCCAUCUGGAUACAGUCCAAAUAUGUCAAGUUAUAGUCCAGGGACUGUGUUUACACCUAGUCCUAAUGUGUCUGGAUUUACUCAUCAUAUGUCAGGGUAUUCCCCUAAUUUGUCUGGAUUUAUGUCAGGAUCACCAGGGAUGACUGGAAUAGCAGACACCAGUGGGCUUAGAUCCAGACAUUCCCUGUCACAAACCAUGAAAAAUGCUGCAGCAUCUUCAUCAUUGGACAGAAUUACAGAUCUUCAUUCACUUAGCAAGUACCUCAAAGAACAUGAUGAAAAAGAGUUUAUCAAAGCAGCCAUCAGUUCACCAGAGAAUUCUGGUGGCUCUUCCUUCUGGAAUUAUGGACGGUCGGCCAUGGACUAUACCCACGUACUUAAAAAGUAUGUCUACCAGCUGGCCAGUCGCUCCUCCCACUCCUCAGCCACGCCCAAUGUCGACAACGACCAAUCAAACUCCUUCAGUGGGGAUGAUGUGUGGAGUAAAAGAGGAGUGACAGAAGAUGACCUCUUUCUGUGGACAGAGAGAUUGAGAAAGUGGAUAUGCCAGACCAUUGUAGCUCCUUUAAGGAAAGAAAUAGAGGAAGUAAAUGCUGGUUUGCGGAGAAUUGGAUCCGAGGACACAGAAAUAGGGGAAGUUGGAGUUUCCACUCUAAAGCAGCUGGCUUUGACUAAAGGUCCUUAUGUGCCAACAUUAAAUGCAGUUGUUCCAUAUCUGGACUUCUCAUCAAAUCAGGAAUAUCUAGUCAAAAGAAUAAAAGACCUAGGUAAAGAUGGCUGUAUGAGUGAGUUUUGCUGGAACUCGGGAGGAGACUAUGGGAAAGAAUGGGGAGAGCACCUGCCAACAGACGCUGCGGUGGUUAUGCAUUUGUUCUGUACAUACAUGGACUCUCGUCUUCCAGCACAACCCAAAUAUCCUGAUGGAAAAACAUUCACUUCACAACACUUCAUUAAAACUCCUGACGAACCUAAUUUAGACAAAGAAGACACAGUCUGUAUAUAUCAGUCGUCCAUCAACCCACCUCAUUUUCAAGUUGUGUUUGGAAAGACAGUUCACAAGUUACCAAAGGGAAGAAACAACAUGUUUCAAGCUUUGUUGCUGUUUUUACAUCACAUUGACACUAAAGAACAUGGAAUGCUAGGGCGUGUAAGUCUUGGCAUGUCAGGAAUCAAUAUAACAUGGAUCUUCAAAUGAAGGGGCACCUAAGGGGAGGUAAAGAGGCACCUAAGGGGAGGUAAAUUCCAUCCUGGUCCUAUCAUCUCAUGUUGGUUUCAAACCCAGAUGUUAAACUUUGGUACCAGAGAGAAGAUGCCGAAGAUUGAAGAAAAAUUUCAUUUGACUGGCUGCUUUUUUGUUAUAAAAUGUAUGUCAGUUGUGUCUAACAAACAGUUUAAAUGUUCAUUUGAAAACAAGAAAGUUUUGUGAUCUUAUUGAACAAACUAUGCAUUUCUUGUGAAUUCGAAAUAUUGAAGGGAAAUAAAACAGGAAAAAAAUUUGAUUUGUUUU
Saccostrea cuccullata (small rock oyster) is the source of this 2381-nucleotide messenger RNA. RefSeq names its product transmembrane protein 209-like. Gene Ontology annotation, cellular component: membrane. The coding region runs from base 96 to 2069 and encodes 657 amino acids. The transcript has 16 exons. Lineage: Eukaryota; Metazoa; Mollusca; Bivalvia; Ostreida; Ostreidae. The record is from RefSeq and is a predicted model, not a curated record.